AAAAAUAAACCAAUCAAUCACCCACACCGCCAACCAUUUUGAAAUUCAGAUCUCUGUAACGGCUUCUUCCUCAUUAUCAAAACCCUAAUCUCAGAUUCCCCCAAAAUUCACACUCAAUUUCACCAUAAUUCCAUUCCAAUGGCAUCCUUAACCCCCGGAAUCCUCUUAAAACUCCUCCAAACAAUGAACACCAACACUCGAGUCACCGGAGAUCACCGGUCACCACUUCUACAAGUCAUCGGUAUCGUUCCGGCUCUCGCGGCAGGCUCAGACGACCUCUGGCCUAACCACGGGUUCUACGUCUCGCUUUCGGACUCGAUUAACUCAACGUAUGUAUCCUUAUCCGAUAGGGAUACGGAUCUUAUACUUACUAACCGGUUGCAGUUAGGGCAGUUUGUGUAUGUUGACAAGUUUGAGUUCGAUUCUCCGGUACCGCGUGUUUCUGGAGUGCGGCCGGUUGCUGGGAGACAUCCGUUUGUUGGAAGUCCUGAACAGCUUGUUGCGAGGAUUUCUAGUGCCAAGAGAGAGUUUGUAAUCCAGGCGGUUGAGGAUUCGGAUGGGUCGGGUGAUCCGGUUGCGGUUUAUUUGUCUGGUAACAAGGGAGAUGGUGGAGGGGAUGGGGUCAAGGAAAGCAGAAAUGAGGGUAGGAGCAGACAAGUACUUGCACCUAGAGAGAAUGUGAACAAUGUUGAUGAAUCAACAAAGUCUUCAGAAAAGCCGCCUCAGAGGUUUUCAAGUCCAUGUAUGAAACAGCAGAGGUCAUUAUCCGCUGGGAAAAAGAACGUGGUUGAAAGGGACCCUUCACCAGCUGGAAAAGCUAAAAGAUCGUCUUCGCCAGUGCCCUCAAAGUGCGUCGUUCCUAGCCUGGUUGCAGCCAAAGAAGAAAACCGAAAGGCUGCAAGAGAGCCAGCCAUCAUAGUACCUUCAAGAUACCGACAACCUUCACCCAACGCGCGGAGACACGCAUCCCCGAGUUCAAGGAGGAUGUCAAUGUCACCAGGAAGGAGGUUGUCUAGUGGAGUUAAAGUUACUCCGUCAACCGAUUCUGGUAACAAGAAAAAGAUGGCUACUUUGGCUGCUGAUAUUUCGAAGGUUUCGGAAGCACUUGUUGGGUCUUCCAUAAAGUCAACUGGGUCGUCCACAAAGUCAGUUGGAUCAUCCUCAAAGACAAGUAGGAAAAACUGGGAUGAAACACAUGGAGCUUCGGAAACCAAAGAGAAGAGUGUUAGUAAAAGCAAGCCAGACUUGCAAGCUAUUUUGAAGACUCAGGCUGCGCUUUCUAGACGUUUAAGUGAUGCACAUUCACAGCACGACGAUUCUCCAAUAGAAGGAAAAGUAAAACCGAGCGCGUGUGACACUCCUCCCAUUCCUGAUAGGACGACUACUACAACAGCUCUUGGAAUCACACUUCACGAAAAGAAAUGGACUGAUGGUAGUGUGCCUCUGGAUGCGGUUUCUUUAAAUCUAGCAAGGCUUGGACAGGAUGCUAUGCAAAGGAGAAAUCUGGCUUCGGUUGCUGCAGCUGAAGCGCUGCAAGAAGCCCUUGCUACUGAAGCUAUUCUCAGGAGUUUGAGCAUGUUUUCAAAUCUCUGCUCAACAUCAAAGGCUGGAAACCCUUUACCAACAAUUGACAGUUUUAUGGCUGUAUACAAUGACACUGUCAAAGCAACUGCAACAGUUGAACCACUCGCUAGCACCCACAACUGCACCAUGGUUCAUGAAACCGCACCACCCACAGACCAUUCAAAGUCCCUAGCCCUCUGGGUAGAAGCUGCACUAGCCACCGACCUCGAGGUUGUUUCCCUUCUAUCAAAACAAGGAAUCGAGUCCCCAUCUCAACCCAUUAAGAACAACACCCAUUCACAAUCGCAAAAACAAUCUCUACCCGAAACCAUCAAAAUCCAUUUAACAAUUCCGACCUGUAAAUCAUCGUUUAGCGGGUCAUGGAUGAAAGGCAACGGAAUGAAGGAGAGUUAUGAACUAGGAAUGAGUUUGCAAAAGGAGAUGCAAACAUGGUUCUUGAAGUUUGUUGAAGAGUCACUAGAUGCUGGUUUCCAAGUUUUUGGGAAGAAUAGUGGUAAUAGCUCUGAAGUGGGUCCCAUCAAGGUGAUUUUAUCACAGCUUAAACGAGUUAACGAUUGGUUGGAUCGCAUGGUCUCGAAGCAGGACGAGGCGUUGACUGGCGCAGUUGACCGACUGAAAGGAAAGAUUUACAGGUUUGUUAUUCAACAUGUUGGUACUACAUAUGACAACUCGUCUUGAUGAUGGACACUUGAAUUUACUACAAAAUAAGUCUGCUGUUUUAUCAUAAAUUUGCUAGUUUGUUGCAAGAACGAAAAUGUUUUUCUUGUUUGGUAAUUUUGAAUAGUGUACAAGAAGGCAAGCUUAUUUGCCAAAUUUAAUUUAAUUAAAUCAUAUUUUCAGUUGUUUGAUGAAA
Messenger RNA from Helianthus annuus (common sunflower), 2437 nucleotides. RefSeq lists its product as uncharacterized. Bases 139 to 2262 code for a protein of 707 amino acids. The transcript has 5 exons. NCBI's taxonomy places the organism in Eukaryota, Viridiplantae, Streptophyta, Magnoliopsida, Asterales, Asteraceae. The record is from RefSeq and is a predicted model, not a curated record.